AUGCUGCCUCAUCACAAAUAUAGUUACAUCCCAAAGCAGAACAAGAAGCUCAUAUAUGAGUAUUUGUUUAAAGAGGGUGUUAUUGUUGUAGAAAAAGAUGCCAAAGUUCCACGCCAUCCGCACCUGAACAUUCCCAACUUGCACAUCAUGAUGACUCUCAAAUCUCUCAAAAGUAGGAACUAUGUUGAAGAGAAGUAUAAUUGGAAGCACCAGUACUUCAUAUUGAACAAUGAAGGCAUCGAAUAUCUGAGGGAAUUCCUGCACCUGCCACCAUCGAUUUUCCCUGCCACUCUAUCGAAGAAAGUUGUUAAUCGGGCUCCAAAAAUUGAGGAGGAAUUUUCAAGGGAACUUAGACAACCCAUGGGAAGAGGUCGAUCAUAUGAUAGGAGAACCUUUGAGUAG
Plasmodium gonderi is the source of this 402-nucleotide messenger RNA. RefSeq names its product 40S ribosomal protein S10. Gene Ontology annotation, cellular component: cytosolic small ribosomal subunit. The coding region runs from base 1 to 402 and encodes 133 amino acids. The record is from RefSeq and is a predicted model, not a curated record. The transcript has 3 exons. Gene Ontology annotation, molecular function: structural constituent of ribosome; RNA binding. NCBI's taxonomy places the organism in Eukaryota, Apicomplexa, Aconoidasida, Haemosporida, Plasmodiidae.